AGUAUCAACCGAAACUUUUCGAAAUAGUCUUGUCUUCAGACUGCGAACAUCCGGUAUCAUCUCAACGACCGUUAUCAUACAUUAACCGGCAAACAAACGACUAUAGACCAAAUAUAUCGAACUUUUUUCUCGAACGUUCUCUCUGGAAAAGCGCGCGAAUCGUAUUUUAUUCGAACUGACAUUUUGUGUGAUGUGAGUUUGGUGGUGUGAACGUGGAAGCUACUGAUAAAAUUAAAUGAUCUUCGAGAAUGGUGGUGAACAAGUUCACAAUGCCCGCACACCCCAAUCUGAGCACCAGACGAUUCUUUCUCGAUAGAAAGAUGGCUACCGACUUUCAAAAUGAUCAUAAUGCGAACGGCAACGAACCGAAUAUGCUGAAAAAACAUUUACCCUCAAGGGCCAUUGUCACCACGACUUCACAGUUGCAGACGAAUUCUCAAACAACUUCGACCACGACUCGAGUCAAAUCCUCCAGCUCCUCAACGACCACAUCCACACAGAGGUUACGACUAGCCUCUCCUUCCGACCUUAAGGCAGAUAAUAUGCGAAGCGACUUGGUCGAUUUCAAGAACAACAUGAACGAUAUGAAAAACAGCCUUUCCGGUUACCAUCAAUCCGGCUACCGAUUGCCCGACAACCUAAAGAAAUUGACCAGUUCGUUGGAUAACUUGGUUAGUACCAGCUACAAAUACCCCUGUCCCGCAAAAUUAAACGUGAACAACGAUGGCGAUUCCUUGGAGGAUAUUUCGCAACCGGUAGUCACUUAUCCUGACGAGAGUAUGUCUCCGUCCGAAGCGGGUUCUCCCCAACCAAAUAAUGCCAUAAAUAAUGUGGAAAGUUUGAAAUUCGAACAGAAAACAACGAAUAAAAAGACAAAGGUGAUUAAAGAUGGGUUGACGGCAGAAAAAGAAAGCACGAAGCACGCAGAAAUGAAGAAAAUACAAGCAGGAGAUUUAACGUAUGAAGAAAAUAAAGCCGCGGCAGCCACUAGAGCUAGGCUAGAAAUUGACGGAAUAUCAGCAGAGAAAAGCCAAAUAAAAGCAAAAGAGGCGCGCAGCUUGAAGACGGGUGACGUGAGCCAACAGGAAUCGAAGAAUUUGGCCCACACGAACCUAAAACUCACCACGGACAAAUUCAGCACGGAAAAAUCGGCCACCGAAUCUCAACAACAAUCGCAAACCAUAACAGCUAGCGGAAUCUACAAUCAGGAACAGCACAGCAGAAGCAGUAGUACUGCGGUAUAUUCAACAUCGUCGAAAGGGAUUAGCACAUCAUCCAAAAUGCUUACACAGUUUCACGAACUUAUGAACGGAAAUCCCGAAGACGAAAUUUUAUACACACCAUUAGACGAUCUGGAACAACUUUCCGCUGGCUCAAAUUAUGCAGACGUAGAAAGGGCUAUUCACAAAUACACAACUUAUCUUGAUAAAUCAGUUAAAUGUAUCCAAGAAGCUACCAGCAAUCCUAAGGCACCUCAAAUAUUGGACAAAAUGAACGAUGUGAUUAAAACUGCGUGGGCAGUACCCACUUACGGUCACGAAUUAGGGUACACUUUGUGUAACGCUUUAAGAAAAUGCGGAGGAUUAGAUUUGCUUUUAAACAACUGCACCAAUACAAAUAACGAUUUACAGUUUCACAGCGCUAAGCUGUUGGAACAAUGCUUAACCACAGAAAAUAGAGAUUAUGUUGUAGAACAUGGACUUGACAAAGUUGUUAAAGUAGCUUGCGUUUGCAUUAAAAACACCAACUCUGUUGAUCAUUCUAGAGUAGGUACUGGUAUUUUGGAACAUCUGUUCAAACACAGCGAAGAAACUUGCAGUGACGUAGUAAAGCUCGGUGGUUUAGAUGCCCUCUUGUUCGAAAUCAGAAAGAAAGAUGUGGAGACAUUACGACACUGCGCUGGUGCCUUAGCCAACUUAAGCCUUUAUGGUGGCGCUGAAAACCAAGAGACUAUGAUCGAACGAAACGUACAGAUGUGGCUGUUUCCCUUAGCCUUUCACACUGACGAUAACAUUAAAUAUUACGCUUGCCUUGCCAUUACCGUACUGGUAGCUAAUGCCGAAAUAGAAGCCGUAGUUAUUCAAUCUGGUACUUUAGAUUUAGUAGAACCCUUCGUUACCAUUCACAAUCCUUCUCAGUUCGCAAAAUCAAAUUUAGCACACGCUCACGGACAAAGUAAAACGUGGUUGAAGCGAUUAGUACCAGUAUUGAGCUCAAAACGCGAAGAAGCGCGGAACUUGGCAGCUUUUCACUUCUGCAUGGAAGCAGGAAUAAAAAGACAGCAGGGCAACACAAACAUUUUUCAAGAAAUCGGCGCUGUCGAAGCCCUGAAAAAAGUUGCCAGUUGUCCUAAUGCUGUAGCAUCGAAAUAUGCAGCUCAAGCUUUAAGACUAAUCGGGGAAGAAGUUCCCCAUAAACUCAGCCAACAAGUGCCCCUCUGGUCCUCUGAAGACGUUGAACAGUGGGUUAGACAAAUUGGGUUUUCCGAAAUAGUUCCGAGUUUUGUGGAAAGCCGAGUAGACGGUGAUCUUUUGCUUCAACUGACGGAGGAUAAUUUAAAAGACGACAUUGGUCUUACGAAUGGGAUCAAACGAAAAAGAUUCACAAGAGAACUACAAAAACUCAAAAGAAUGGCAGACUAUACGUCUAGAGAUUCCGCAAACAUAAACAACUUUUUACAAUCCCUUGGACCAGAAUUCUGUAUAUACACUUACAGUCUAUUAAAUGCCGGCAUUGAAACUAAAGAUGCUUUAAGAAACAUCUCCGAAGAUCAGUUGCUGAACGAAUGUUCCAUUUGCAAUUCCAUUCACAGGUACAGAAUCAUGGAAGGCAUCAGACAGUUAGAAAAUAGAAUAGGCAGCGAUCUCAACGAAGACAAUCCUGACAAAUCGUUAGACGUCUUCGUCAGCUACAGACGAUCAAACGGAUCACAAUUAGCUAGUUUGCUCAAAGUCCAUCUACAGCUAAGAGGCUUUAGCGUAUUCAUAGAUGUUGAAAGGCUAGAAGCCGGAAAAUUUGAUAACAAUUUGUUACAAAGUAUUCAAAAAGCCAAGCACUUCUUAUUAGUAUUGACACCCAAUGCUCUGGAGAGGUGCAAGGACGACCACGACAAGAAAGACUGGGUACACAGGGAAAUUGUAGCAGCUCUGUCAGCUAAUUGUAAUAUCAUCCCCAUAAUCGAUAAUUUCACAUUCCCCGAACCUGACGAUCUGCCAGAGGAUAUGAGACAAAUCUGUCACUUUAAUGCUGUAAGGUGGAUUCAUGACUAUCAAGAUGCAUGUGUGGACAAACUUGAAAGGUUCAUGCGCGGAGAGCUGAACACCAGAAGCAACGAAGGUAGUCUGAUGAGAAUGGGCCUGGGCAAAGGUGACCUAACGCCCGGAACUCCUUCUAAUCCAGCAUUAGUCAGACAGCCACCUAGCUACCAGAGGAUGCACAGCAACGAUUCGGGAAGCGGGAAAGGUUCAGAUAAGGAUAUGAACGGACUUCGGGAUUGACUAGAUGGUCCCACAGUCUCGGUUAAUACUCCCACGCCAAUGCCUAGUUCCUAAUUGUAGGUACUUCAAGGCGGGGAGCCCAUCUCGGAACUGGAUCAUCAAUCCCAAGGCGAACAGAGGCUUGCCUCCUCACUAUCCCAGCCGCAGGGGAUCCGUCACACCCAUUUCCUCCCUAGCCCUCAGCAGCGCACCAGCUACGCCCAAUCGAUCGCGCAGUUUAGAUGGUCUACUCGAUUCCGAAUCGAUGAAAUCCGACGAAAAAGCAAUUCCGUCCGAAGCAGCUGCAGACAGCUGCACCAAUUUCGAUUUUCCCGACAAGGAAGCACAGACUGACACGCACACCAAUCUCAACAAAGUCAAAGCUCACAGCGUGGACGAUGUCCUUGACAGUUCGAUCGAACUGGACAAACAUUCGAUCCGGAGUAAUUCUAGUGAAGCGAAAAGAAAGCAAAAUUUCAUGGAUAGGUGUGUUAACAAAGUUCGAUCUCUUAUCAGAAAAUAAUACACUACGGCAGCCUAAUAUUAUAGAGAGACUUUGAUAUUGUAUAUUUGUUACGUUUUGACAAUUAGUUGUUAUAAAAGUGAUAUAUUUGUUAAUUAGUUUAUUCGUUUAUGGCAACUAAAUUACUUAGUACAAAAACGUGUGCUUUUCUACAGGAUUUGUAAAGCCUUUUGAAACGUGUGAUUACAAAGCAGCCUUGUAAACGUAACUAUACGUUGUCUAUUUUAUGAAAAGUAUUUUUCUUAAUGUAAGUUUGCUAUGUCCAUUCGACCAAACUUAUACCGACUAUUUUAAAUGUGUUUUAACAUGAAAAUUUACUCAUUAUAGUUAUUGUAAUUUAUAUUUAAAUACCACUUGCUUAACUUUUUUAAGUAAGAUACACAAAACGUAUAUAUUUAAUAUAAUAUUUGUUUUCAAUAACUUUACGUUUUUACUAAAUAAAUUACAAAUUAUCUCUUUACUAUUUAAUUUGUAAAAUUAUGUGUGAUCGUUGUAUGAUUACUUUAUUUCAAUCAUAUUUUAUUCAGACUAUUGGUGUUUUAAAGUUAUUGAAAAUAAAUAAUAAAGCAUCAUUUAGUAUAGAUUACUUUUGUUGUAAUCGUUUUUAAUGGUGUUGUUUUUACAUUUUUAACAUUUUAUUCAUGGUAAGUUAAGUAGUAGAUAUAAAUUAUUUUUUUUUAUUUUAUGUUAAAUUUAAAAAUAUAUUUUAUCAAAACUA
Molecule: messenger RNA, 4717 nt
Organism: Sitophilus oryzae (rice weevil)
Lineage: Eukaryota; Metazoa; Arthropoda; Insecta; Coleoptera; Curculionidae
Gene: Sarm
Product: sterile alpha and TIR motif-containing protein 1
Exons: 11
Coding region: 249-3497 (1082 amino acids)
Biological process (GO): negative regulation of MyD88-independent toll-like receptor signaling pathway; signal transduction; response to axon injury
Cellular component (GO): dendrite
Molecular function (GO): protein binding; NAD+ nucleosidase activity; signaling adaptor activity
Source: RefSeq, a predicted model, not a curated record